AUGAAAGAUGCAUUCAUUUCAGAUAAUCAAGGGUUGGAAAAAUUAAUGAAUAGAGACACUUCAUCAAAUCAAUCACAUCAAAUUACUUUAGGUAAUUUAAGGGGUUAUGCAGUACUUCUUGAAAAUUCUUUGGAUCAUAUUCCGGAAGAAGUUGAAAAGACCUUUAUUGAGAAUUUUGCAUUUCGGUUUACUUACCUUUCUCUUCAAUUGUUUUAUAAAUUUGAAGUUCAAGCUAUAAGGAUUACUGGUAUGGUUGAGUGUCUGACUCAAGGACCUCCACCGGAAAUUGAAACUUGUCUUAGAUUGCAAUUGGCACAGGCACAUUUAUUGUUAGAUGACAUUGAUCAUGCUUCUAUUGAUCAACUUGAAUGGGAAGAGGUAGCAGUGAUUUCAAUUUGGGAAGAUUAUUGGUCUCAAAUGGAGAAGUCUACAUGGAAGAGCAUGAAGGUGGAGAACCUGUUGAAGGCUGUUGAUGAAGUUCGUAUUGGCAUUGCAUUCUUAGAAGAUGACUUGUGUAGCAGUACAGAUGAGAAUAUGUCAAUAUUCAGUUCUUGUGAGGAAUAG
Molecule: messenger RNA, 564 nt
Organism: Melampsora larici-populina 98AG31
Lineage: Eukaryota; Fungi; Basidiomycota; Pucciniomycetes; Pucciniales; Melampsoraceae
Exons: 5
Coding region: 1-564 (187 amino acids)
Source: RefSeq, a predicted model, not a curated record